GCUUAUGACCAAUGCCUGUCAAAAGUUUGCAAGGUCUUUGUUUUGUCAGCAAAUAAAUAGGAGCUGAUCUCCCUCUGCUCAUCACACAUCCUUCUUCAAGAAUACUUCUGUACUCACAAGUGGACGGACAGGAAAGCUUAAUUCAAAAUGAAGCUCAUUCUGCUAGCAGCCUGCAUCAUUGGGAUGGCUUUCAGUGCUCCUCCUCAGAUGUACAUGGAGUUUGACCUUCACCAUGCCCCUCCUCAGGCGGCCCAAGCAAUCCCUGCUGGAGCCCCAGUGGGGUCCCUGGAAGUUCUGCUCCCAGUUAACAGCCAGAGGCAAUAUGUUGGAGGACCAGUCCAAGGAUUCAUCAAGCAGGAGAUCCAUAGGGCAGAUGGCAAAGACGAUGAGAUUUACUACCCCUUUGGAUUUGACCAGCCAGCUCCAGCUGCAGCUGCCCCUGCUGCCCCUGCUGCCCCUGUUGCCCCUGCUGCCCCUGUUGCCCCUGCUGCCCCUGCUGCCCCUGCUGCUCCUGUAGCACCAGUUGCUCCUGUUGUUAUCAUCGCUGCACCCGUUGCCAAACCCAGUGAUGAUGACGAGGAAGAUGACUAAAAAGGUCUGAGUCAGCAGCAGUUGUGCUCAUGUGUGCAGAAAGAGAUGAGGAAACCAGGAACCAGCUCAGAGGAAUAGAAACCAGACAACGAUGCUGCUCUUUAUAGCCUCUAACAAAUUUGGUGCUACACUUUAUGGACAUCAUUCCAGUCCAGAUGGUGCUUUGUUUUCUUCCUCAACAAAAUAAAAAAUAUAAUGUGACGAAAUGCAAAAUAGUGGUUUGCUGUGAAAUAUGAUUGUCCUAUUUUCCACUAUUCCUCUUUGUGAUCUUUCUAUUAAGAAGCUCAGACAAUAAAUGAAAUGAAUGCAUUAA
This is a messenger RNA of Xiphophorus hellerii (green swordtail), 904 nucleotides long. It is a transcript of the gene scpp7, whose product is annotated as secretory calcium-binding phosphoprotein 7. The record is from RefSeq and is a predicted model, not a curated record. The coding region runs from base 148 to 591 and encodes 147 amino acids. The transcript is spliced from 9 exons. NCBI's taxonomy places the organism in Eukaryota, Metazoa, Chordata, Actinopteri, Cyprinodontiformes, Poeciliidae.